This is a messenger RNA of Misgurnus anguillicaudatus (oriental weatherfish), 8638 nucleotides long. RefSeq names its product chondroitin sulfate proteoglycan 4ba (gene cspg4ba). NCBI's taxonomy places the organism in Eukaryota, Metazoa, Chordata, Actinopteri, Cypriniformes, Cobitidae. Gene Ontology annotation, biological process: anatomical structure morphogenesis. The record is from RefSeq and is a predicted model, not a curated record.
UGGGCAAGUUUGAGAAAAGAUUUUAAAGGACUUCACUUGUGGAACCGCGUUGAACUUGUUAACACAAUGAAUUUGAAACACAGUAUUUUUCAACUUCAAGCGGAAUAAACACAUAACACUGAUGUUAAAAUGAAGACGACCCUUUUAAUAAACGGACUGCUUUUGCUCUUUGUCGGACUCGCACAAGGGGCUUCAUUCUAUGGUGAUGGAUUUGUGCAGUUGAAAGGGACAGAGUCGUCUAGCCGUAACACGCUGCACGUCCGCUUCCGCACCUCCAGCAAAAGCGGCCUGCUUUUCCUAGCUGCAGGGCAGACAGAUUACAUCCUGCUGGAGAUGAAUGCUGGCAGACUGCAGGCACGGUUGGACCUGGGCUCCGGAGAGCAGAUUCUUCUUUCAGAUAGUGGCACCCAGCUAAAUGAUCUGGCCUGGCACAACAUACAGCUUCUCCAUGAAUACCACAAUGUCACACUGACUGUGGACAACCACUACAAGAGCAGCUUGCGAAUGCCAGGUCCAGAACAGCAGCUGAACAUCAACAUUGGUCUAUAUGUGGGUGGUACUGGAGGUUUGGAUCAGCCCUAUCUGUCCAGUGAUCUCAAUGGCUUCCGUGGUUGUCUUGAUGAAGUAAUAUUUAAUCAGCACAACCUUCUUUCUUCACUGAGGCCCUACUCAGGAUUUAAGAAUGUCUAUGAGGUUUCUCUUGGAUGCAGCCCUCAGUUCUUUGCAAAUGAGGAUGAUCCAAUCAGUUUUUUCAGCUCAAGGGCUUACAUGUCCCUUCCUCCAUGGACGGCACAACAAGAGUGGGUUCUCGAAAGCUCAGUCCACACCUCGGCCGAAGAGGGGAUCGUUAUGUACAACUCUGCACGGCAGGGAGAUUUUGUCGCCGUGGAGAUCCAGAAAGGUCUUCUCGUUGCUGUGGUUGGAAAAGACGGCACUAAAACAGAACUACGUUCUCUCACCUUUAUUAAUGACAAUAAGUGGCAUGAUAUCAAACUCUACUUCACUCCGAAAAGCCUUCAACUCACAGUAGAUGGAGAGACUGUAAAGUCCAGCAUUAGCUCGAGAUCAAAAACCUUACACCUGAAAGGUUUGGUUUUUCUCGGGGGAAUCGAUGACGGCACACGUUCUGAAGUCAGAAAGGUCGGCCUUUCUUCAGUGGCAGGAAAGCGUGUUAAAGGCGGUUCCUUUAAAGGAUGCUUAAGGAACAUUAGAGUAAAUAAUGUUAAAAUGGGUCUCCCCAAUGCAGUGGUUACUAAAGACAUUUCUGUUGGCUGUGAACCUGAAAAGGAGUUGGAGAUAAGCACCACAGUCAGCCCAGCAACUCUUCCUAUAACCCCUGCUAGCACUGUCACACAACUACCUCUCACCGAUGUCUCCACCCUAGCUAAAGGUCUUGUUAAAAAGUAUGGACACAAUUUUCUACAGCUUAAGAACCUUGUCGUCCCAGAAGGUGGUCGGGCGUCAUUGGAUUCAAAGCACAUAAAAGUAAACCUCGAUUUCAAGAAACUUGGUAUCCGGCAAUCUCAGAUUAUCUUUAGGAUUGAAGAGCAGCCGGUGCAUGGUCAACUUAGGCUCGAUGUAGACCAAGAUCAGGCAGAGAAUACAUUCAGCAUGUUGGACUUGUGGCAUGGCAGAGUGAUGUACAUCCACGGAGGAUCUGAAGACCCCCAAGACUUCUUUAUGUUCUCUGUGUUCUCCAGUAGCAGAAAGGAGGUUCCAGGCUAUCUGAAGGGACACAAGUUAUACCGGUAUAAUGUCAGUGUCACGCCAACCAACGAUGCCCCUGAAUUGAGUCUACCCGAAGGGAAUCUGUUUAUUCUUCUGGAGAACUCCAGGAAGAAGCUGACCACUGAUGUUCUGAAAGCCGUAGACAUUGAUAGCAAUUAUACAGAUCUUGUUUACUCUGUAUUAGGCAAUCUCAAUGCUGAUGCAGGGUAUUUGGAAAAUGAAGACAAUCUGGGUACACCUGUAACCUCUUUUUCUCACUCAUCCCUUAUAGAGGGAAAGAUCAAUUAUGUCCAUACAGGGGUGAGGAACUCCAGGAUUGUGCUAAGAGUGAGCGAUGGAGAGAAAGUGAGUAACACAGUGGUCCUCAGAAUCAUGGCUGUGGGAUUGGAGUAUAAAAUCUCUAAUAACACCGGUCUGGAAGUCAAUCAAGGAGAGAUGUUUCUGUUAAGCAACAACCAACUGGCAGUCUGGACAAAUACAGUGAAGCAGAUGGUUGAUAUUCGUUAUGAUGUGAUUGAGUCACCAAAAUUUGGUGAACUUCAGAGGCUGCACUCAAGUGGAGAGUGGAAGAUCACCAAUUCGUUUUCUCAAAGAGUUCUUGAAAAGGAGCGCUUGCGUUACCUUAACACUUACCAGUCCAUCCAAACAAGUAAUAGCACGGAUCACUUCAAAUGUAAAGUCACUGUGGCUUCCAGAGCUACAGAGGAGUUGGUGUUUCCCAUUAGAGUAAAGUGGAUCAACUACACAUUGGAGAAGAAUGAAGCCAUAGAACUGGACAAAAUUACAACCGCUGUAAUUGACUCCGAGCAUCUGUAUGCAACAGCACACGGUGUAACUGUGUCUGAGGAUGAGCUUAGUUUCAGAUUAUUGUCUGUACCAACAAGAGGAACGCUUGUAAUGAGUAAUGCCAAGUUGGAUGUCAAUUCAACAUUUUGUCAAAGGAACAUCACCGAUCUAAAAGUAGAAUACAGACUGGUGAAAAGAUCGUACGAGGAUACCAGCGAUGAAUUUGAAUUUCAGAUCGUCUCCAAGCAUGCACAUUCCAAUAGUCACAUUUUCAAAAUCAACAUUAAAGCAGAUGUUAACAGCAUAUUUAUGAAAAACAAUGGGUUGUCGCUUCUUGAAGGUGAAAGUAAGCUCAUUACAAAAGAUGACUUGUUUGCUGAAACUCUUAGUACUAGAGAAAUACACUACACUGUCACGAAGGCUCCACGGUAUGGCAAGCUAACACGGAUCAACUUAUCCAACUCUACAAAAGAGUUUGACAAUAUUCUUUCAUUUACCAAUCAGGACAUUCUGGAGGAGCGUGUCAUGUAUGUUCACGAUGACAGUGAAACAAAUCUUGAUAGUUUUACCUUCACAGCCUCCAAAAGUCCACUUACUAAGAAUACUAUGAUAGAAAAUGACAUUGGCCCCAAGGAGGGCAUCUUCAACAUCUCCAUACAGUUGGUGAAUGAUGAAAAACCCAUUCGCGUCGUAGACAAGGUUUUCCACGUUGUCAAAAAUGGACAGAGAUUACUUACCCUCGAUGAUCUCCGCUACCAUGAUGCCGACUCAGACUUCAGUGACGGGCAGCUCGUCUACACCCGUCGUGGUAUCCCAAUCGGGGACUUGGUUCUUGCAAAUGACACUUCACAGAAGCUGUACCAGUUCCGCCAGGAAGACUUGGAACAGAAACGGGUGUUGUUUAUUCACCACGGGAUGAACUCUGGUCGCUUUGUCCUCUUUGUAUCGGAUGGCAAACACUAUGUUUCCUCCCUUUUGGAUAUUAGCGUGCAGGAUGCUUAUUUGAAAGUUGGGAACAACACAGGCCUGUUGGUUCAGAAAGGGCAAGCCAAGACCCUGAGUCAUGCUAAUUUCAGUGUGGAUACAAACCUUGACAUCAGAAAUGACAAUGAAAUCAUAUUCAAUAUUCAAGAGGCUCCAAAACAUGGGCGUCUAUAUUUAAAAGGCAAUCAAAUGGAGUCAUUCACCCAGCGUGACUUGAGGAACGGCGACUUGUCUUAUCACCAUGACAAUAGCAAAAAUCUGGCUGACGUUUUUACACUCCGAGUGGAAGCAAAGGGAUUUAAGUGUGACGCACAAAUUAAUGUGAAGGUGUACCUGGAAAGCCAUCAAAGGCCACCUGUUGUCCUUCAUAAUAAAAUUUUAAUAGUAGAAGAGGGAAAACCGGUCAAGAUUGAGAGCAGUAAACUUAAGGUGACUCAUGAAGCUAAUUCACCCGCAGAAAUAAGCUUCACUGUCAAAGUUCCUCCAUCUUAUGGAUAUCUGCGGCUUUUUCUUGAGGACCAGUACCAGGGUACAGAGGAGGACCAGUUGGUGAUCUUUUCCCAACAGGAUGUUAAUGCUGGCAACAUUCAGUAUGUACAGGUCACACCUGGCCAAACGAAUGAUUCAUUCACCCUAGAGGCCAGCAAUGGGGUUGCAGAGGUCAGUGACAUCAUCGUGUCUGUGGAUAUUAUCCCGCGCCUCAUACCCAUUGAGGUGUCUAAUAUCACACUGAAUGAAGGGGCAUCUAAAGCUCUCACUGAGGUGAUCAUCAAAGUCACCAACUCACAUUUCACCGGGCUUAAUUUUGUAUACUACGUCUCUGAAGGACCCCUGCACGGCCGCAUCGAGAAUUCACGUUUCCCGGGGAUACCCACAACCUACUUUACAAAGAAACAGGUGGAGCAGGAGUUUAUAUAUUAUGUCCAUGACAACUCAGAAACUUUAGAGGACAGCUUCACUAUCACUGCAAACGACACAGAGCUGAGAAAACACAGCGCACCAUGGACUGUUUAUGUGCAGGUCAUAGCCGUCAACGAUGAGUCUCCGGUUAUUACUGCCAACAAGGUCCUCCGGGUGUGGGUGGAUUCAAUCACAGAGAUCACCCCUGAAGAUCUGAAUGCUGAGGAUGAGGACACGCCGCCUGAACAACUGGAGUACAUCAUUACCCAACCUAGCAAUGGUCAUCUGGCCCUCAAGAGCGCCCCCAACAGGCCAAUUAUGAACUUUACUCAAGCUCACAUUGUUCAACGGCAGCUGCUUUUUGUGCAUAAUGGUCCUAUGGCAGGUGGUUUCAACUUUCAAGUAAACGAUGGUGUGAACUUUGCCCCUAGGCAGAUAUUCAGUGUUAUGGCUCGUGCCCUGGUUCUUACUCUAGAGAAGGCUGGACCUCUUAAUGUGUUUCCAGGCUCUUUAUCCUUGAUCUCAAAAGAUCUUCUUCAUGCAGUAACAAAUGACGAUAGCGGUGUCUCAAAUCGAACCAUCCACUUCACCGUGAUCACUCCUCCAAAAUUUGGAAAACUGGUCAGUGUGCAAGCAGACAAGUCCACAACAGAAAUUUCAUCUUUCACACAACAAAUGGUGGAUGAUGGUGAAAUCGCAUAUGAGCAAAGUCAUGCGACCUCUUUGGGAUGGGCGGCACUAGACAAGUUUACAUUUACUGUGUCAUCUCCUCCUGCUACGCUUGAAACCCAGACGUUCGACAUCGACAUUUCUUAUGAACAUGUUGGAUCUGAGCGAAGUUCUGUGCUCCUCAAAAAUAAAGCUGUGCAGGUAACUGAGGGAGAUAAGGUGCUAAUUGACAAAUCGAUGCUUGAUGCAUCCAACCUUAUGACUAAACUGCCUGAAUCUAAGCACAGCUCUUAUGAGGUUUGGUACCAGGUCACAUCUCUGCCACAGCAUGGUGUCAUCAUCGUCGGGGAACGAAAUCUCACCAAAGAAAAACCCAAUUUCUCUCAGUACAUUCUUAACAAGUAUGGAAUCACAUAUCGUCAUGACAACUCUGAGACCACCCAUGACAAUUUCGACUUUGACGUCUUUCUCAACCUGAAGAGCAAACCACCAAACCGCCCCUUAGAUGACUCUGAGAUAGUGUCCGAAACUUUCAAUAUCACUAUUAUCCCUGUAAACGAUCAGCCACCGGUUCUGAAGACCAAAGCCCCCAGCCUUAAAGUUGUUCAGGGUGACACCGUUGCUAUUGGACCCAACAAUCUAAAUGUUGUAGACUUAGAUAAUCCCCCCAGUGAAAUCCAGUACACUGUGAUUAGCAAACCUAGCUGUGGUUUCCUCGCUAUCGCAGGACACUUGAACGAGUCGGUGGAUGCCUUCUCUCAAGCUCAGAUUAAUAAUGGAGAGCUGUUCUUUGUCCAUGAUGGCAGCCCAGCAUCCGGGGCAUUCUACUUCAGCGUGACCGAUGGUGUUCAUCGUCCGUUAUAUAAACUCUUCAACCUGGAUGUAAUCGAGAUCACUGUUUCACUUGUUAACAACACAGAGGUGCUACUGGACCAAGGACAGACCUCUGUGGCACUCACACAGUCACACUUAGCUGCAGUCACCAAUGGUAAAAACACUACUGUUCAUUAUAAAAUUACAGUACCUCCGCAGUAUGGCAGACUUCUACUUGAUGAUGACGAAGUCAACAUUUUUAAUCAAGGCGAUCUCCAGGCGCAAAAGCUAAGCUACCACAUGGUCAAUCUUGCAUCUUCCUAUGAUAACUUUGAGUUUAGUGCCUUCACAUCAGAGGCAAAUCUAAGCAAUCAAGUCGUUAAUAUCACAGUGAAGCCGCUCAUUAAGUACACAAAAGGGGCAACGUUUGCAAACGGAAUUCGAAAUAAGCUGAAGCCAGAUUUUCUGAAUGUCUCUGAACUGGCUUUGUUGAGCGGUAGUGACCCAUUGUUUGAAAUUACAUCACAUCCAGAACAUGGCAGGGUCAUCAGGACAACCAACAACAAGGGAAGGAAAGCUGAAUCUGUAGAGUCUUUCACUUUUGGCGAAUUACAGCAGAAGAAACUGGCCCUUGAGUUGAAGGCGAACCUGACGGGACUCCAGGAAUUAAACGACUCAUUUGAAUUUGUGCUUAAAGCCGACAACGUCCAACCUGCCAGAGGGAUUUUCACCUUUAGCAUUGUACCCUAUGUUCCCAUGAUUGAGAUGUCAACGGUCUCAAUGUCCACAGUCAGACCUGUUUUUUAUAACCAGACAAUUGCAAUGGGCCUUGCCCCUUCUUCUACAUCUUCCACCGUGAGGCCGACUCAACAAGCGACCAAGUCUGUGUCCAAGUUAAAAAAUCGCAAUCGAUGGGGUAACUCAAACAGCAAUGACGUACAUACCACUAUCCCUAAACCAACGCAAGGGGAGGAGGAGAUUUAUCCAAUAAAUAAUACCCCAGUGAAAGUGGAAUCAGUAACCCAGACGGGCUCCUCAAACUCAAUGAUCAUCUUGCCUCUGCUUGCUGUUCUUCUUCUGGUCAUCAUCGUUGUUGCGUUGACGCUGCUCUUAAGACGGAACCGGAGGAAGAGCAAAUCAGUUCGUUCACAUCAGCCAGAGGAUCCAUCCAUUCAGGAUCAGCCCAAGUGGAAUGCCUCUGUCCCUAUUGUAACCGUCACUCCUCUUAAUCCCAGAAACCCUGGAAGUUCUCCCAUAACCAGACUGCAGACCAGAGGUGAAAACCCAUAUGACCAGGCUGUGUCUCUGUGCUCUUUAGAAGACCUGGAGCCAGAAGUUUCACAACUUUGCAGAACCACAAACCCAACCCUAAGAAACAAUCAGUACUGGGUGUGACCUAUGACCUUAAUGUGUACAGAUCUAUUUAAGCUUAACAUUUACAGAGGGAAUUUGUAUUUAUAACAUUUGUUAGUGUAUGAAACACUUUGGCGCAGGGCAGUUGUACAAUAUCCUAGUAGAGUGUCGGGCUUGUAACCUGAUAGUUGAGCGGCUCACGACUGGUGGGUUGCAACUGUGGUGCCCUUGAGCAAGGCACCUUAACCCCAAUUGCUCCCUGGGCAAUGCAGUGAUAGCUGCCCACUGCUCCGGGUGUGUUUACUAUUCACUGGAUGGGUUAAAUGCAAAGGUCACAUUCCAAGAAUGGGUUACCAUACAUUGGCAAAUACUUCACUUUCACUUUUAUUUCUGAGGUGCCACAUUGCUGCAGGUUUAUUAAACCAUCAGUGCAAUUACAAUGCAUGUUGGUUUUUGCAUAUAUUUUUGCAUGCAUUUACAUACAGCAAUAAGAACAGCCCUGGUGUUAUGCAAAAUGACACAACAAAUGUUUCUCUGUAAAACUAAUUUGUUAGUUGAAGAUGCCGGUGUUGCUAUUAAAGAUAUAAGUAUACUAUUGGAAGUUAAUGAAAUCAUUCUGACAAUAGUAUUUUAAAUGUAAUAAGUUAUUUUUUGUUGCUAUUUGUUAUAUACACAGUCAAUUAAAGGCAAGCUAUUAUGCAAAAUCAACUUUGGACAUAAAUGUGUUUUGGCAGUAAGUAAACACAACCAUUCAACAAUUUAAAAAAUCCAUCCGCUCCUUCUUUUUAAACCCCAUUAAACCAAAGCAAUCUCGUUAGACAUGCCAUUUUGAUUAUCUUGUUAAUGUGACAUCAGAUAAAGCCUCGCCUACAGCCACUGACUGACAUUUUUGCAUUACCAUAGUUUUCACCCUCAGCGAGUUAUACACUGUCCGCCCUAUCUCAAUAGGGAGAUAUUAUUGUAUACUAUUGCAUUUUAGACAUGCAAUAAUAAAAUCUGUGGGGUAUUUUGAGCUGAAACUUCACAAUUACAUUCUGGGCACAUAAUAAGACUUAUAUUACAUAUUGUAACAAUCAAUGCCCUUUAAAGGAACACUCCACUUAAAAAAAAAAUAGGUUCAUUUUCCAGCUCCCCUAGAGUUAAACAUUUGAUUUUUACUGUUUUGGAAUCCAUUCAGCUGGUCUUCGGGUCUGGCGGUACCAUUUUUAGCAUAGCUUAGCAUAAUCCAUUGAAUCUGAUUAGACCAUUAGCUUUACGCUAAAAAAUAACCAAAGAGUUUUGAUAUUUUUCCUAUUUAAAACUUGACUCUUCUGUAGUUACAUCGUGUACUAAGACCGACAGAAAAUUAGUUGCGAUUUUCAAGGCCGAUAUGGCUAGGAACUAUACUCUCAUUCUGGUGUAAUAA